Molecule: messenger RNA, 498 nt
Organism: Zychaea mexicana
Lineage: Eukaryota; Fungi; Mucoromycota; Mucoromycetes; Mucorales; Lichtheimiaceae
Exons: 5
Coding region: 129-452 (107 amino acids)
Biological process (GO): protein neddylation; positive regulation of ubiquitin-protein transferase activity
Cellular component (GO): ubiquitin ligase complex
Molecular function (GO): cullin family protein binding; ubiquitin-like protein binding; ubiquitin conjugating enzyme binding
Source: RefSeq, a predicted model, not a curated record
UUUACUGGGGGGUGGGGGGGGUGUUUGACAGCUUUGUGCAUACUGGAUCUGACUUUAACUGGGAACUUUUAUAUGUUUUUCUACAGAUAUACCCGAUCAUCAUUGGCUGGAAACUGAACGCUAGCAGAAUGGGUUACUUUACAAAAGACGAAUGGAUGAAAGGCAUGGGAGAGCACAGAAUUAAUACUGUUGAAGAGCUGAAGCAUAUGCUUCCACUGUGGGAUCAAUCAAUCAAGGAUGACGCCGUCUUCAAAAAGUUGUAUUUAUUUACCUUUGCUUUUGCCAAAACGACCGGUCAGAAGAGCAUGGAUGUUGACGUUGCUAUGGCGCUUUGGCCAAUCAUGCUGAGUCCUGCGAAAUACCCUCACAUUCCCUCAUUUGUUGAGUUCCUACGGAGUGAGAAACCCGUGAGAGUUAUCAACAAAGGUGUGUACAACGUUAUUUUGCAAUGAAGAGAGAGCGUGUACUUAACAUGUGCAACCCUAUUAGAUCAAUGGA